Molecule: messenger RNA, 4655 nt
Organism: Scophthalmus maximus (turbot)
Lineage: Eukaryota; Metazoa; Chordata; Actinopteri; Pleuronectiformes; Scophthalmidae
Product: fibulin-2
Exons: 17
Coding region: 243-3878 (1211 amino acids)
Cellular component (GO): extracellular region
Molecular function (GO): calcium ion binding
Source: RefSeq, a predicted model, not a curated record
AAGUCAUUUAAUGGAGGUUCGUCCCGCCCUCCCCCUCUCCGAGAGGACGCUCCCUGCCUCCCAAGUCCGAGUCCGCGCACCAACUUUACGCACGAGUUUUCCUCGGGAACACAGCGGCACUGAGACCUGAGACACAAGGCUGACAGAAGUUACUUUUCACCUGGAAUCAAGCAAAGCCUGAAGAGAAGCUUACUUUGAGAAACUCACUUGGGAGAUUUCAUUGUUGUACUAUUUUAUUCAAAAUGAACAUUCAGAAGACAACGUUGUUUUUAUGUUGGGUGAUUCUGUGCAUGGACAUCUGUCUAAGCCAGAGAGACUGCACAGGUGUGGACUGUCCUGUUCCUCAGAACUGCAUUCAGUCGGUUUUAGAGACGGGUGCCUGCUGUCCCACCUGUACACAGAAGGGCUGCAGCUGUGAGGGUUACCAGUACUACGACUGCAUCCAAGCAGGCUUCAGGAAAGGGAAAGUCCCAGAGGGGGAAUCUUACUUUGUGGAUUUCGGAAGCACCGAAUGCUCCUGUCCCCAGGGAGGGGGGAAAAUAAGCUGUCAUUUUAUUCCGUGCCCUGAUAUUACCCCCAACUGCAUUGAGAUUUUACAACCUGCGGACGGAUGCAUGCAGUGUGGGCGAAUUGGCUGCGCCCAUGGCAGCAAGAAAUAUGAAGCAGGACACUCCUUCCAGAUGGACCAGUGCCAGGUUUGCCACUGUCCAAAUGAAGGUGGAAGGUUAAUGUGUUUACCUGUCCCUGGCUGUGACCCUCGUGGGGUUAAUAAGCCCACGAGGGCUACGACCAUUGAAAACAACAACCCCUUGAGAGCCAUCAGCAGUCGUCACGACGGCCAAAAGACAAGUCCCGUAGAACCCUUUUCCAAGCUGGCGAUGGGAAACACUCUACCACUGUAUAAGCAAGACCCACCCAGUUUUGGCACAGAGGAUUAUGACUAUACACUGGCAGAGCCAACAUCUGCCACAAUCCAAGAUCUGGCCCCACCGCUGGAAUCUACUACAGCACCACCAGCUUACCCAGAGUCAAGCUCCACUUCCUUCGGCGCCCAUGAUGACAGGAGAAAUGAGACGAGAGGAAAAGACAAAAACCCAAAUCCAGCGACGAGCAGUGAGGAUGAAGUCACACGUAACGUUGAUCCAACCACUCAGACCAGUAAAUCAACAUGGUUAACAACUGCAGCCACACAGAGAGUGACCACAGAGAACCACGGGCAGCCGCGGGAAGUUGGUGACAGGACCAUUAGACAUAACAGUGACAGAAACAGAGAGGUGCAGGACACUUUUAAAGACGCAGCACACACCACUGUCCAUGCUGACAAGGCAGGCAGGCACUUGGGCCAUCACAAACGUAGUCAAGGCAGUCACAGUCACACCACAAGUCAUGGCGGCUCCCCUUCUGCAGGUCAUAAGGGACAAGAACAAGACUCAGUGGAGCACGGGCCGACGCUCAGUAGAGAGGAGCAGGGCUCAUACCCCACAGUCCGGUUCAGUCCCACCAACAGAUCUCCAGUCCGGAUGAUAGAGGACGGUGAGCAGCCUCGGAGACAGUCCCAGACCCUCCACAACUACCAGUCUCAGGAUGAGGAGGGAGACACACAAGUGUCUGCCAAAGAGCUGGUGAAGAGCUGCUGUGAGACGGGGGAGAAAUGGGCCUCAACUAAUGGUCACUGCAACAACAUGGGGCCACUCACAAAAGAUAGGCACUCCAUCUGCUGGACUGCCCAACAACAGUGCUGCCACGGUUCCCUGAGAGAAAGCCGGUGUUUGGCUGGAAUUAAUGCAGCCAGAGCAGGAAGUAUGUGUGAAGAGGAUGCCAGCGAUAAAUGUGGGAUCGAUCCGUAUAAAGAGUGCUGUGGCUGCUGCUCACUGGGGCUGCAGUUUCGGAGAGAGGGACAUCCCUGCGUGGCCCACCAGUACCUGGGUUACCACUGCAGACAUGUCUUUCUAAACUGCUGCAAGGGGGAGGAGGACAUGGCCGGCCAUCAAGACGGCUGGCACACUGUCCGAGAGAGGCCCACACAGGAUUCAAGUCCACCCCCUGAAAAAGUGUCUGACAGCCUGUACCCUAAGGAGGCCUUCUCUAUUGGCGUAGAGAGGGAUGGGGGGAACGCAGUGGAGGGUCCUGUUGAGGUUGAGGACAUGGAUGAGUGUCUGAUAUAUGAAGGCAACAUCUGCCACCACAGAUGUGUCAACACGCCAGGCUCUUUCCGCUGUGAGUGCUUCCCUGGAUACGUGCUGCAAGAAGACGCUUUCACUUGUGCACAAGAGACCCUGGACGAGGAGAACAGACUGAAGGAGGAUGACAGAGCAGCAGCGGAGACGACAUCGCCGCUUCCACCUCGGUCGCAGGCCACUGUCCCAGUCAACCCUUGUGAAGGGAACGGCCCCUGUGAGCAACACUGCACCCCAGUGGGCGCGAGGCCACAUUGUUCCUGCUCCCCAGGAUUUACCCUGAGGGCCGACGGACGCUCCUGUGAAGACAUAAAUGAGUGUUUGUCCGCACACGCCUGCCAGCUGGAUGAACGCUGCGUGAACACUGCAGGGAGUUAUAUCUGUCAGAGACUGAUCUCCUGUCCCCCGGGAUACCACAUCAACAAUUACAUUUGUGAAGAUAUCGACGAGUGCACCCAGAGGAGCCAUAACUGUGGCUUUGGCUUUGCGUGUGUCAAUACUGAGGGCUCGUUCAGGUGCGACUCCAAAGCUCGCUGCUCCGUGGGCUUUAACCAUGAUGCACAGGGCAAUUGUAUAGACAUUGAUGAGUGUGGUGCUUUGGCCCCGCCGUGCAGCGCAGCAUUUAACUGCAUCAACACAGCAGGCUCCUACAUGUGCCACAGGAAGAUCAUAUGUAGCCGUGGCUAUCACUCCAGCCCCGAUGGAUCCCGAUGUGUCGAUGUGGAUGAGUGUCAGAGCGGUCUGCAUCGGUGUGGAGAGGGCCAGCUGUGCCACAAUCUGCCUGGUUCCUAUCGCUGUGAAUGUCCAACAGGCUUUCAGUACGACUCGUUUAGGAAGACGUGUGUAGAUGUGGACGAGUGUUGGCGCUACCCGAGCCGUCUGUGUGCUCAGACCUGUGAGAACACCCCGGGCUCCUAUGAAUGUUCAUGCACCUCUGGCUUCCGCUUAUCCGGCGAUGGCAAGACCUGUGAAGAUGUGAAUGAGUGUUUGUCCAACCCGUGCAGUCAGGAGUGUGCCAACGUCUACGGUUCCUACCAGUGCUACUGCAGACAGGGCUACUACCUCAUGGAGGACGGGCACACCUGUGAAGACAUCGACGAGUGUUCCCAGAGCAUCGGACACCUCUGCACCUACAAGUGUGUGAACGUCCCGGGCAGUUACCAGUGUGCGUGUCCAGAAUCUGGCUACUCCAUGUCUCCGAGUGGACGCUCCUGCAGAGAUAUCGAUGAGUGCACCACCGGGGCCCAUAACUGCUCGCUGGCGGAGACCUGCUACAACAUCCAGGGAGGAUACCGCUGUCUCUCCCUCAGCUGUCCGCCGAACUACCGCAGAGUGUCGGACACGCGCUGUGAGCGGAUCAGCUGUCCCAACUACCUGGAGUGUCAAAACUCGCCCCUGAGAAUCACCUACUACUACCUCAGCUUCCAGUCCAACAUCAUCAUCCCCGCUCAGAUCUUCCGCAUCGGACCCUCCCCUGCCUACUCUGGAGACAACGUCAUCGUCAGCAUCACACAGGGGAAUGAGGAGAACUACUUCAGCACCAGGAAGCUGAAUGCCUACACGGGCGCCGUGUACCUGCACCGGCAGGUGGAAGGUCCCAGAGAUUUCCUGCUGAACGUGGAGAUGAAGCUUUGGAGACAGGGGGCGUUCACCACGUUCCAGGCCAGGAUCUAUGUCUUCAUCACAGCCAACCCACUCUAACAGCCGGAGCUGGUCAGUGGCCACUAUGGACCUUAAUACAGCUCAUGAGGACAUUUAACAUCACUAUUUAACAAUGUCGUAAUAUGCCACCGGCGGCUGUGAUUGGUUUGAUUAGUUAUUCUUACUCAUGUCCAGUUUAAACCAAUAUUGAAACUUUGCUGUAGAGUAGUAAUAUGAAUGUCUGUCAUUUGUCAGGUUCUAUUUCACUGCUACUUGAACUGCAAAUAAUAAUUUCCGUGGCUGACAAAAAAACAUUCAAAACACUUUCCUCAUUUUCAAAGCUUUUUUGAAAUUUGAAUAUAAAAUAAUACAUAUGGAGAUACAAAUAUAUUUAUGAUACUACGUACAAGAAUGACAUGUUGUUGUCAUUGCAUUGAUGAUCUUAACCACGUGUGAGUAAAAUAUAAAAAAAACGAUAACAGACAUCCUCUAGCUUCUUCCAGCUUUUUUGAGAUAUAUAUUUAUCUUAGUUUUCUGCACCAUCGUUGUGUUCUCAGAUUGUGUGUAAUAUGAAAGACGAUUGUGAAAGCAAGAGAAAUUGUUUUGUAAAGUUUCAUUACAGUGCCUGAGCAACUUUGCCUGUUUUCUUUUAACUUGCGCUGCUGUUUUUGUUUUGUCUUUGAUGUGUUUCAAAACCUAAUUUAACAUUAUUCUACAUGGUGUUGUUUUUUAUAUAUUCAUGUAAUCACACACAUUAUACAACAGAUGGCUGUAUCAUAUUUUCUAUGCUAGAUUCAUAAGCAUAAAAGUAUUUUAGUAAAAUAUAUAAAAACAUCA